AACUGGUGGCUUUGAGGAGAAAUGCAUGGGAGUUUUCCCCUUAAAAAAGUAACAUACGCACAUGUGAAGAAUAUUAAACAGUAAUAUAUAAAUGGAAAACAAGCCAACUAACAACUUUUCUAGAGGCUCUGGACAGUCUUGUAUCUGCUCCUAGAAAUGUUUAUGUACACGUCUGAAAAGUGUGUGUGUGUGUGAGUGUGUGUGCGUGUGUGAGUGUGUGUGUGUGUGUGUGUGUGUGUAAUUUCAUUUGCUCUCGAGGGUUUUUUACUAAAGGGCAGACUUAUUUCUAUCUAGUGUCGAUUCUCUUUAAAAAACAUAACUUAUUUGAUGUAUUCAGAUAUGUGUAAGCCACUUCCUUUGAUGAAGACAGGCAGGUGGCCUUGCCUCAUUUGGGGAGGAGUUGCGUGAAGGCAGCGGGUGCCCUGGCUGAGCCCCGCACGGUAACCUCUUCUGUCUGUCUCUCCUGUAGGGACGGCCGUUGUCCUACAAGACAUUCUUAAUAUGGGUUUUGAUUAGCAUCUAUCAAGGGAGCACCAUCAUGUACGGGGCGCUGCUGCUCUUCGAGUCGGAGUUCGUGCACAUUGUGGCGAUCUCCUUCACGUCGCUGAUCCUCACGGAGCUGCUGAUGGUGGCCCUGACCAUCCAGACCUGGCACUGGCUCAUGACGGUGGCCGAGCUGCUCAGCCUGGCCUGCUACAUCGCCUCCCUGGUGUUCCUACACGAAUUCAUCGAUGUGUACUUCAUCGCCACUCUGUCCUUCCUGUGGAAAGUCUCUGUUAUCACCCUGGUCAGCUGCCUGCCCCUCUACAUCCUCAAGUACCUGCGCAGACGGUUCUCCCCGCCCAGCUACUCCAAGCUCACCUCGUAGGCUGUGUGUGCAGUGGCGGGAGUCUGGUCCCUGCUCUCCUGCCGGACAGAGUUCAGUCCCGUUCAUCCUGACCGCCCGAGGGCUCUGCAGGAGGGGCUGCACGUGUGGUGUGGACGAGAAGAGGCUCUGCCUGGAGUCCUGCCCGAAUACACGGGAGGGAGCCCCAAGGAGCCCGCGCGGCCCGUGUGAACCCCGUGGUUCUGCCUGGAGUGAAUGUGAAUGUGUCCCCGUGGGUGGCUCAGCCAAGAGAUUUAUACGCGGGUCGCUGUGCAAGCUUCCUUAUGACUUGAAUUUUGUUGUCACGUGAUAAAGUUUCUGUCUAGUUGGAGAUUGUA
Myotis myotis is the source of this 1203-nucleotide messenger RNA. RefSeq names its product probable phospholipid-transporting ATPase IIA. Gene Ontology annotation, molecular function: ATPase-coupled intramembrane lipid carrier activity. Gene Ontology annotation, cellular component: trans-Golgi network; plasma membrane; endosome. NCBI's taxonomy places the organism in Eukaryota, Metazoa, Chordata, Mammalia, Chiroptera, Vespertilionidae. The record is from RefSeq and is a predicted model, not a curated record. Bases 539 to 868 code for a protein of 109 amino acids. The transcript has 3 exons. Gene Ontology annotation, biological process: endocytosis; retrograde vesicle-mediated transport, Golgi to endoplasmic reticulum; phospholipid translocation.